ACUGUCUAUGAUGAGUGGUUCAUUACACUUUACAAUUUGGUUUAUACCUCCCUCCCGGUGCUAGGAAUGAGCCUCUUCGAUCAGGAUGUGGAUGAUCGUUGGAGCAUGCUAUUUCCUCAGUUAUAUGUGCCUGGCCAGCAAAACCUCUAUUUUAACAAAAUUGUGUUUGUCAAAUGCAUGUUGCAAGGGAUCUACAGUUCCCUCAUUCUCUUCUUCAUCCCCUAUGGGGCCAUGUACAAUGCGAUGAGAAGUGAUGGGAAGGCCAUUGCUGACUACCAGUCCUUUGCACUGAUGGCCCAGACUUGCUUACUGAUUGUGGUGUCUGUACAGAUUGGCUUGGACACAUCUUACUGGACAGUUGUGAACCAGUUCUUCAUCUGGGGCAGCCUUUCUGUUUACUUUGCUAUCACCUUCACCAUGUAUAGUGACGGCAUGUACCUGAUCUUCACAGCCUCCUUUCCCUUUGUUGGUACGGCUCGAAACACCCUCAGCCAACCAAACGUGUGGCUAGCAAUCUUCCUCAGCAUCACCCUCUGUGUGCUGCCUGUAGUUGGCUUUCGAUUCCUGAAGGCUCAGCUAAAGCCAACUCCCAGCGAUAAAGUCCUGCUCAAGAUCAAAGAAGCCAAAAAGCGGCCACCUCCACCAUCACCCAAGAGACGCCUUCGUCGGACCAGCACACGCCGCUCCGGCUAUGCCUUCUCCCAUCAGCACGGCUUUGGAGCACUCAUUAUGUCUGGGAGGAACAUGCGGCCAAAAUCACCUUUUGCCACAACGGGAACAUUUUCACCAAAUAGUGACAAACAUAAACACAAAGGACUGUAA
Molecule: messenger RNA, 822 nt
Organism: Cariama cristata (Red-legged seriema)
Lineage: Eukaryota; Metazoa; Chordata; Aves; Cariamiformes; Cariamidae
Product: probable phospholipid-transporting ATPase IM
Exons: 5
Biological process (GO): Golgi organization; phospholipid translocation
Cellular component (GO): plasma membrane
Molecular function (GO): ATPase-coupled intramembrane lipid carrier activity
Source: RefSeq, a predicted model, not a curated record